GUAAUUUAGCUGAUAAGCUAUAGUGGCAGGUUGAGUGUCAGGUACGUUUUGUUUUGACAUGACGUCAUGGCCCUUGUUGGGUGACGUCACAGAGCUCAGUUCCGGUCGGGACCUCCGCUGGCUCCACAAGGAAGGAGUUAUGAGCAGUCUUACUAAGAAGACACGGUUUAUUAACAAUCCUGGCAAUAAACUGUCUUUUGGCAUUAGAGACCGAAACGAUGCCUUCAUCAGCCUCUACGACGAGUCCAUCGGGAGAGGGAUGUACGCAGACACGGGCAGACACUCUUCGCCACGGGACAGAAUGACGCUGAGACUCGGGAACCGUGGCGAUCCUGCCUCAGACGUCCUUCCUAGGGGCCAUCUGGACCCACGCACAACUCCUGUCACCAGCUACCUCCAUACCAGCAAUACAGAAGACUGCACAAACCCUGCCUCAGACUACUACCACGGUAAGGAUCAUCUGUUCGGCAUUCGGAAAGCGGCCCGGUCCUGCGCUUCCAGACACCGAUUCGAGGUGAUCACAGAGCUGGGGCCCGAGGAAGUCAGGUGGUUUUACAAAGAGGACAAAAAGACAUGGAAGCCCUUCAUGGGACACGACUCUCUCAGGAUAGAAAUCAUGUAUCGCAGAUUCUGCGAGUUAAACCCGGAAAGGGCUUUGAGCCGUGGCGGAGAGGAGAUUCUUAAAGACGAUGGGCUUGAUGGAGGGGAACCGGCGCUGGAUACCAGCAGCAAGGAGAGCAUUGACAUCACUAUUGAGGCCGUGUGUGUCAGAGGAGGACUCUAUGAAGUGGAUGUGAGGAAUAAAGAGUGCUAUCCGGUGUACUGGAAUCAACAGGAUCGUAUCCCUGUCAUGAGAGGCCAGUGGUUCAUUGACGGCACAUGGAUGCCUGUAGAGGAGGAUGAGAGCGACCUCAUAGAGAAAGAGCACCUGGCGUGCUUCCGAGGACAACAGAUACAGGACGCUUUUGAGACUGACACGCUGGCCAAGACUGUGGACAGAAAAGAUGUUCUUUCCCAUUUACCCCCAUUCUACCUCCCCUUUCUAUUCAAAUGGAGCGGAUAUCAGACGAGUGCUAAAAGUCACAAGCGAAAGCGAUGUCAAGCCAUUCACAGUGUGCAGUUGAGCCGCAGUCAUGUGGACUGGUACAGUGUGGAUGAGGUGUAUCUGUAUAGUGACGCCACCACGUCUAAGAUCGCCCGCACUGUCACGCAGAAGCUGGGCUUCUCUAAAGCCUCCAGCAGUGGCACCAGACUGCACCGCGGCUUUGUGGAAGAGGCCUCGCUGGACGAUAAACCCCCUCAGACCACACACAUUGUGUUUGUGGUCCAUGGCAUUGGACAGAAGAUGGACAAGGAUCGUAUCAUCAAAAACACUGGCAUGCUGCGGGAAGCUGUGAGGAAGAUGGAGGAGAAGCACUUCGCUGAGCAAACAGAGGAACAUGUGGAGUUCCUGCCGGUCGAGUGGCGCUCUAAACUGGCUUUGGACGGCGACACAGUGGAGUCAAUCACACCAGAUAAAGUGAGAGGCCUGAGAGAUUUACUCAACAGCAGCGCCAUGGACAUCAUGUACUACACCAGCCCUCUCUACAGAGACGAGAUCACUAACGGUUUGACGCAGGAGCUCAACCGCCUCUAUUCUCUCUUCUGCUCACGAAACCCCGAGUUUGAGAGCAGAGGCGGCAAAGUGUCCAUCAUCUCCCACUCGCUGGGCUGCGUGAUCACCUUUGAUAUCAUGACAGGCUGGGAUCCUGUGCGCUUCUGUCUGCAAGAACAUCGGGAUCAGCUGGAGGGUGAAGAUUUGCACUGGACCACUCAUGAAGAGCGCCACCUGCUGGAGGAAGUGCAACUAACCAGACAGAGGUUACGAGAACUGCAAGAUCAACUUCAGGGCCUGAAGGCAGCAAAACCUACACCCUUUCCUACAUUAACAUUUAAGGUGGAGAACUUCUUCUGCAUGGGUUCUCCUCUGGCUGUGUUUCUGGCUUUGAGAGGCAUCCGGCCCGGAAACACCGGUGACCAGGACCACAUCAUGCCCAAAUCCAUCUGCCGGCGCCUCUUCAACAUCUUCCACCCAACAGAUCCUGUGGCCUAUCGACUGGAGCCUCUUGUUUUAAAGCACUAUAGCAAUAUUGCACCUGUCCAAAUACACUGGUGUAACACCAUCAGCCCCACCCCGUAUGAUGAGAUCAGACCCAGCCAUCUAAGUGUGAGCAAGAACGCAGCGAGCGACACGGAGAACGGCUCCAGUCCCAGCAGCUCACCUGUGCUGGUCACGAGACACUACGGAGAGUCCAUCACCAGCCUGGGCAAGGCCAGCAUACUGGGUGCUGCGAGCAUCAGCAAGGGCAUCGGUGGGAUUUUAUUCUCUCGAUUCUCUCGCUCACCCAGCCUGCCGUCGGCUGUGGAUUCUGGGAUUGGUGACAGUGAGGACAGCCAAAGCACUUUUGCAUUUUCAGCCAUAUCUCCAUCCUCUUUAUUCGAUGCAGCAGUUGAGAUGGAGCAUCGCAUUGACUAUGAGCUUCGGGAGGGUUUGGUGGAGAGCCGCUAUUGGUCAGCUGUGACCUCACACACGGCCUACUGGGCGUCCCAUGACGUCGCCCUGUUCCUCCUGACCUUCAUAUACAAGCAACAGAGCACAGACCAGACACAAAACACCAGUCCCAUGUAGCACAGACAGCACUUUCCACAAUAAAGACUGUUGUCAUCCUGUCCGCUCUGGGUCUCAAGGAGGCUUCAAAGAGCACUCGGUGCCUCUGAGUUUCCUAAGCCUUCUCAAACGCAUGCAAAACCUGCAGCUCCCAACCUCAUUAUUGAGAAUACCUAUUAUUUUUUAUAUAAUAAGUCCAAAGAGUGCACCUGAUCCAUAUGCAGCAGACAUGCACAGUUUUGGGCUAUGCAGGUCUUGGGGUCAAAUCGAGUUCUUUAUUUAGUCAGCAGCACAUAACUGUGGAAGCCCGUUUCCGCCAUGGAUUAAUAAAUAAGGGAAU
Sinocyclocheilus rhinocerous is the source of this 2987-nucleotide messenger RNA. Its product is annotated as phospholipase DDHD1. The coding region runs from base 59 to 2668 and encodes 869 amino acids. The record is from RefSeq and is a predicted model, not a curated record. Lineage: Eukaryota; Metazoa; Chordata; Actinopteri; Cypriniformes; Cyprinidae. Gene Ontology annotation, molecular function: glycerophospholipase activity; metal ion binding. The transcript is spliced from 14 exons. Gene Ontology annotation, cellular component: cytoplasm.